This is a messenger RNA of Corvus hawaiiensis (hawaiian crow), 1281 nucleotides long. RefSeq names its product aph-1 homolog A, gamma-secretase subunit (gene APH1A). Gene Ontology annotation, biological process: protein processing; positive regulation of catalytic activity; Notch signaling pathway. Gene Ontology annotation, molecular function: protein-macromolecule adaptor activity. Gene Ontology annotation, cellular component: membrane; gamma-secretase complex; endoplasmic reticulum. Bases 16 to 771 code for a protein of 251 amino acids. The transcript is spliced from 7 exons. NCBI's taxonomy places the organism in Eukaryota, Metazoa, Chordata, Aves, Passeriformes, Corvidae. The record is from RefSeq and is a predicted model, not a curated record.
GUGCCCGCGGCCGCCAUGGGCGCCGCCGUGUUCUUCGGGUGCGCCGCGAUCGCGUUCGGCCCCGCGGCCGCGCUCGUGCUGCUGACGGUGGCGGCGGAGCCGCUGCGCGUCCUCGUGCUGGUGGCGGGGGCGUUUUUCUGGCUGCUGUCGCUGCUCGCGGCCUCGCUGCUCUGGUUCGUGUCGGUGCAGCUCAGCGGGCGGGAGGACGCGGCGCUGCUGCUGCUCGGGGCCGCCGCCGCCGUGCUGCUGCAGGAGCUCUGCAGGUUCGCCUGCUUCAAACUGCUCAAGAAGGCAGAUGAAGGGCUGGCGACCCUCAGCGAGGAUGGGAGGUCCCCGAUCUCCCUGCGGCAGAUGGCUUACGUGUCCGGGCUCUCCUUCGGCAUCAUCAGUGGCAUCUUCUCCAUCGUCAACAUCCUAGCGGACUCCAGCGGGCCGGGCACCGUCGGGAUCCAUGGGGAUUCCCCGUACUACUUCAUCACCUCCGCCUUCCUCACCAUGGCCCUGGUACUGCUCCACACCUUUUGGGGCGUCAUCUUCUUCGAUGCCUGUGAGCGGCGCCACGCCGGGGGCCUGGGGCUGGUGGUGGGCGGCCACUUGCUCGCCUCAGGGCUGGUGAGUCCUGGGGGUCCCCGGGCUGGAGGAGACCUUCCUGAACCCGUGGUACGAGGCCAGCCUGGGCCCCAUCUUCAUCCUCACGCUCUGCACCGGCCUCUGGGCCUUCCGCACUGCUGGCGGCUCCUUCCGCAACAUCCUCAAGUGCCUCUCCUGUAAGCAGGAGCCCGAGGGCCGGGUCAUGCUCUACUCGGCGCUGCAGGUGCCUCCCAAGGAGUGAGGGAGCCGUGGAGUUUGUGUCUGACCAGUGUUCCUGGGGGGCCUUUGGGGUCUGACUGAUGCUCCCAGGAGACUCUGGGGUCUGACCAGGUCUGACCAGUGCUCCUGGGGGAUUUGGGGUCUGACCACCACCCCCUUCCCUUUGUUCCCAGAUUCUGGUACACCUUUCCUUCAGUUUGAGGCUCUGGGCAAGGCAGGGUGGGCCAGAUGCCCUGGGGGAAGUCCAGGCCUGGGGAACUCAGGGCAGCACCCCCCAUUCCCUCGUGUUUGUCGCCCUGGGGGGGUCCCUACCCCUGGUGCAGCCACUGGUGCUGGGGGUGAUGCUCUGGGGUGGGGGGCAGCGGGACUGGGGUGCUCUGCUCUCCUCACCCGUGUUCAGCUCCCAGGGGCGUUGGAGGUGCAGCGGGGGUUAAAUUAUUUUUCGAUUCAGAGUAAAAUCCUUUUACAAGA